Molecule: messenger RNA, 8394 nt
Organism: Manis pentadactyla (Chinese pangolin)
Lineage: Eukaryota; Metazoa; Chordata; Mammalia; Pholidota; Manidae
Product: twinfilin-2
Exons: 9
Coding region: 174-4148 (1324 amino acids)
Biological process (GO): regulation of lamellipodium assembly; positive regulation of interleukin-6 production; toll-like receptor signaling pathway
Cellular component (GO): myofibril; plasma membrane; cytoplasm
Molecular function (GO): actin monomer binding; pattern recognition receptor activity; actin filament binding
Source: RefSeq, a predicted model, not a curated record
CGCCCGACGGGGGCGGGGCGCGCCGGCCUGGGUCCUGCGGCACCGCCCGGGAAGCUGCGCGAGGCUGGCCGGCCGCCGCCACAUCCUCCGCCUCCUCCGGGUCCAGACGAGCCAAGCCGGGCCGGGGCCGAGCCGAGGGCUCCGAGGGCGCGGACGGAGCGCGGUGCGGAGCCAUGGCGCACCAGACGGGCAUCCACGCCACCAAGGAGCUGAAGGAAUUCUUUGCCAAGGCUCGGGCUGGCACCAUUCGGCUUAUCAAAGUUGUCAUUGAGGAUGAGCAGCUCGUGCUGGGUGCCUCUCGGGAGCUGGUGGGUCCCUGGGACCAGGACUACGACAGAGUCGUCCUGCCCCUGCUCGAUGCCCAGCAGCCCUGCUAUCUGCUCUAUCGCCUGGACUCGCAGAACGCCCAGGGCUUCGAGUGGCUCUUCCUCGCCUGGUCACCUGAUAAUUCCCCCGUGCGGCUGAAGAUGCUGUAUGCUGCCACACGGGCCACAGUGAAGAAGGAGUUUGGGGGCGGCCACAUCAAGGAUGAGCUCUUCGGGACUGUGAAGGAUGACCUCUCCUUUGCUGGGUACCAGAAGCACCUGUCAUCCUGUGCAGCGCCCGCCCCACUGACCUCGGCAGAGAGAGAGCUUCAGCAGAUCCGCAUUAACGAGGUGAAGACAGAGAUCAGUGUGGAGAGCAAGCACCAGACCCUGCAGGGCCUUGCCUUUCCACUGCAGUCCGAGGCCCAGCGGGCGCUGCAGCAGCUAAAACAGAAGACCGUCAACUACAUCCAGCUGAAGCUGGACCUGGAGCGGGAGACGAUCGAGCUUGUGCACACAGAGCCCACAGACGUGGCCCAGCUGCCCUCCAGGGUGCCCCGAGAUGCCGCCCGCUACCACUUCUUCCUCUACAAGCACACCCAUGAGGGUGACCCCCUCGAGUCUGUGGUGUUCAUCUACUCGAUGCCGGGCCACAGGUGCAGCAUCAGGGAGCGCAUGCUCUACUCCAGCUGCAAGAGCCGCCUCCUCGACUCUGCGGAGCAGGACUUCCUGCUGGACAUCUCCAAGAAGGGCCCCCACCACAGUGCCCUGCACUGCCUGUCCCUCCUGGUCCUGGCUGCGGUGCUGGCCACGGCCCUGGCCCAGGGCGCCCUGCCUGCCUUCCUGCCCUGUGAGCUCCAGCCACACGGCCUGGUGAACUGCAACUGGCUGUUCCUCAAGGCCGUGCCCCACUUCUCUGCGGCCGCACCCCGGGAGAACAUCACCAGUCUCUCCCUGCUCUCCAACCGCAUCCACCACCUGCACGACUCUGACUUUGCCCAUCUGUCCAGCCUACGGGACCUCAACCUCAAGUGGAACUGCCCGCCCGCCAGCCUCAGCCCCAUGCACUUCCCCUGUCACAUGACCAUAGAGCACAACACUUUCCUGGCCGUGCCCACCCUGGAGGUGCUGAACCUGAGCUACAAUGGCAUCUCCACUGUGCCCGCCCUGCCCAGUUCCCUGGUGUCCCUGUCCCUGAGCCACACCCACAUCCUGGCGCUGGACGCCCCUGCCCUCAUGGGCCUGCGUGCCCUGCGUGUCCUCUACAUGGACGGCAACUGCUACUACAAGAACCCCUGCAGCCGUGCAGUGCACGUGGCCCCAGGCGCCCUCCUGGGCCUGGGCAACCUCACGCACCUGUCACUCAAGUACAACAACCUCACAGCGGUGCCCCGCAGCCUGCCCCCCGGCCUUCAGACCCUGCUGUUGUCCUACAACCGCAUCAUCACCCUGGCCCCUGAGGACCUGGCCAACCUGGCCGCCUUGCGGGUGCUCGAUGUGGGUGGUAACUGCCGCCGCUGCGACCAUGCCCGCAACCCCUGCGUGGAGUGCCCGCGGGGCUUCCCCCAGCUGCACCCAGACACCUUCAGCCACCUGAGCCACCUCGAGGGCCUAGUGUUGAAGGACAACUCUCUCCACCGCCUGAGCUCCCAGUGGUUCUGGGGCCUGGACAGCCUCAGAGUGCUGGACCUGAGUGAGAACUUCCUAUACGACUGCAUCACCAGAACCAAGGCCUUCCGGGGCUUGGCCCGGCUGCGCCAGCUCAACCUGUCCUUCAAUUACCACAAGAGGGUGUCCUUUGCCCACCUGCAGCUGGCACCCUCCUUCCGGAGCCUGCGCUCCCUGCAGAAGCUGGACAUGCAUGGCAUCUUCUUCCGCUCGCUCAGCGAGACGACGCUGCAGCCCCUGGCCCGCCUGCCCGCGCUCCACACGCUGAGUCUGCAGAUGAACUUCAUCAGCCAGGCCCAGCUCAGCAUCUUUGGGGCUUUUCCUGGCCUGCGUGUCGUGGACCUGUCGGACAACCGUAUUAGCGGAGCUGCGGAGCCGCCGGCUGCCACGGGGGAGCUGGAUGGGGGGCACGAGCUCUGGCUGCCGCCCAGGAACCUCGCUCCAGGCCCACGGGACAGCCCCUGCUCUGAGGACUUCAUGCCAAGCUGCAGGACCCUCAGCUUCACCCUAGACCUGUCACGGAACAACCUGGUGGCAGUGCAGCCGGAGAUGUUUGCCCGGCUCUCGCACCUGCAGUGCCUGCGCCUUAGCUACAACAGCAUCUCACAGGCUGUCAACGGCUCCCAGUUCGUGCCACUGACCAGCCUGCGGGUGCUGGACCUGUCCCACAACAAGCUGGACCUGUACCAUGGGCGCUCGUUCACCGAGCUGCCGCGACUGGAGGCUCUGGACCUCAGCUACAACAGUCAGCCCUUCAGCAUGCAGGGCGUGGGCCACAACCUCAGCUUUGUGGCUCAGCUGCCCACCCUGCGCUACCUCAGCCUGGCGCACAACGACAUCCACAGCCGCGUGUCCCAGCAGCUCCGCAGCGCCUCCCUGCGGGCUCUGGACUUCAGCGGCAAUGCGCUGAGCCGGAUGUGGGCAGAGGGGGACCUCUACCUCCGCUUCUUCCAUGGCCUGAGAAGCCUGGUCCUCCUGGACCUGUCCCAGAACCGCCUGCACACCCUCCUGCCGCGCACGCUGGACAACCUCCCCAAGAGCCUGCAGCUGCUGCGCCUCCGGGACAAUUACCUGGCCUUCUUCAACUGGAGUGGCCUUGCGCUCCUGCCCAAGCUGGAAGCGCUGGACCUGGCGGGAAACCAGCUGAAAGCCCUGAGCAACGGCAGCCUGCCCGGCGGCACCCAGCUCCAGAGGCUGGACCUCAGCGGUAACAGCAUUGGCUUCGUGGACCCCGGCUUCUUCGCUCUGGCCACAAGACUGCGGGAGCUCAACCUCAGCGCCAAUGCCCUCAAGACAGUGGAGCCCUCCUGGUUUGGCUCCCUGGCGGGCACCCUGAAAAUCCUAGACGUGAGUGCCAACCCCCUGCACUGCGCCUGUGGGGCAGGCUUCGUGGACUUCCUGCUGGAGGUGCAGGCCGCCGUACCUGGGCUGCCCAGCCGCGUCAAGUGCGGCAGCCCGGGCCAGCUCCAGGGCCGCAGCAUCUUUGCGCAGGACCUACGCCUCUGCCUGGACGAGGCGCUCUCCCGGGGCUGUUUCGGCCUCUCCCUGCUGGCUGUGGCCCUGGGCCUGGCCGUGCCUGUGCUGUACCACCUCUGCGGCUGGGACCUCUGGUACUGCUCCCACCUGUGCCUGGCCUGGCUGCCCCAGCGGGGGCGGCGGCGGGGCACAGACACCCUGCUCUACGAUGCCUUUGUGGUGUUCGACAAGGCCCAGAGCGCAGUGGCCGACUGGGUGUACAACGAGCUGCGUGGGCGGCUGGAGGAGCGACGUGGGCGCCGGGCGCUCCGCCUGUGCCUGGAGGAGCGUGACUGGCUGCCCGGAAAAACACUCUUCGAGAACCUGUGGGCCUCGAUCUACUGCAGCCGCAAGACGCUGUUUGUGCUGGCCCAGACGGACCGGGUCAGCGGCCUCCUGCGGGCCAGCUUCUUGUUGGCCCAACAGCGCCUGCUGGAGGACCGCAAGGACGUGGUGGUGCUGGUGAUCCUCUGCCCCGACGCCCACCGCUCUCGCUAUGUGCGGCUGCGUCAGCGCCUCUGCCGCCAGAGCGUCCUCCUCUGGCCCCACCAGCCCAGUGGCCAGCGUGGCUUCUGGGCCCAGCUGGGCAUGGCCCUGACCAGGGACAACAGCCACUUCUACAACCGGAACUUCUGCCAGGGUCCCACGACGGCCGAGUAGCAGAGUGCCGUGGCCCCGAUCUGUGUGCUUGCCCUGCCUCCCCACCCCAACCAUGGCAGAUAGAGGGCACUCAAUAAAUGCCACUGGCAGGUCAAACAGCUGGCCCUGAGUCACUGGAGGUGUGACAGGGAGGACAGAAGGGAGAAUUGUCCUCAGGUGGGGAGUGCCAAGAGGUGAUAUGGGGGAAACUGCCCCGGAGCGAAAGGGAGCACCCGCAGCUGUGUCCAUGGGCAUCUCCUCAGGGACUUGGAGCAAGGGCACUAAACGGGGUCUCAGUCCUUCCCAGACUGCAGGCUGAGUGCCCUGCCCUCUCCACCUCCCCCUUGUGGCUCCAGGCAGCCCUGCUAAGGUGGGUGGGCUCCCCUGCAUGGUGCACAUUCUCAGCAUCUGCCUCCCUUACCUGCUGGGCUGAAAGUGGCUUGAGGGCAGAGAACCUGCAGGCCCACUUCAUUCCUGGCCCCUGGCACAGUCCUGAGUGGCAGCAUCCCUGGGGAACGUCCAUUCCCAAGCCCUGUGAGUUCCGAGGGGCGACUGUGCCCUCUGGUGGCCAACCUGUGCCAUGCCCAGGAGGUCAGCCCAGGCUGGGGAGAGGAAGGCUUGUGGGUAUAGCCCCACAGCAGGGUGCUGGGAGCCACUGAAGAUUCUAGAGUGAGCUCCCAUCCAUCCCGUUCUAUUUCUACCUAGCAUGCAUGUUGGAUCUCUGUUCUGACAGCAAAGAGACACCUAGGGGAGCCGUCACCUGGCUGCGAAGGUGGGGCCUACCUUCUCUGUCCCUGCUUCUCACGGCUGUUUACACUUAGGUGGAAGACGCAGCCACCUCGGAUGAGGAUGGAGCAUGUGUGUGUGUGUGUUUCUAGCUUUGAUAGCCAUUUAAACUUUGGGACAUUGCUGGGAGCCCCUGAGGCCCAUGUUUGGAGAUAGCCUGUGCAGGUCUGCCCUCAGUGAGUGUGUGGAAUUGGAGGGGUGAGCUCAGGCCUGGAGCCCCUGAGGUGCUUUGUCCUGAACUGGGUGCCUCACCAUCCCCACAGCUAAAUCUGCCCUUUGAGGAGCGGAAGAGACCAGUAAGGCCUGUGCAGCUGGGGCCUGGCGCUGCAAGAGAGUGGAACCGGCUUGGCUGGCCCAGGCCGGUCUAGGGCCAGCUCGGUGGGUCAGGGCCCCUGCGGCGGAAGGUCAGAGCUGGCUGCAGACUCGGCUUACUCUUGCCGCUGGAAUGUGGACAGCCCUGUGGUGGGAUGAGGCUGCUUUUGCCUUCCCGCCAGGGCACUGCUGGGAGAGAAGUACGGGCCACCCUCGCCUUUCUGACUUGGGCUUUAGGUGCUCCUGUGGCAGGCUGGUGUACUUGUUACCUGCUUGCCUGAAAGAAAGACAGAAGGACGGUUUCUGACCACCAGUCAGAAGCCCCACCGGGUCCUGUCUUGUCCUGCCGGAGGCAUGGCUGGCCCUGUUUACUUCCUCAGCCUGUGACUGGGAAGAAAACAAGAACCAUACUUCCUCUAGGCUGGAGUCUCCGGGGAGGCCCCUCAGUGAAUCUGAGACUGUUGUGGUCACAUCCAAGAGCAGGAACAGAGAGCAGGGCCCUGUGCAGGGCACCAUGCUUUGCAAGUGGGAAGCAGUUGGCCUGAUAGAACCUCCAUGUACACAGCCGGCUGCUCAUGCGCAGUCCUGGUUCAUCUGGGACCUUGAAUUCAGAAGAUCAUUUUGGAGGCCAAACCUGAGGCCUGAGGGAAGGGGGCUCCUGGGCUGGGUGGCAGUGAGUCUGGGGGGGUCCAUGGUGCAUGGUGUGACCCGCAGGGCAAAGCUCUGAUGCUGUCUGCAGGAUGGAAGGGGCAGUGCCCCAUGACCUCAGGUCCUGAGGGAGGAGCAGGCCCGGGUAGGGUUGCAGAAGGUGGUGCUCAGGUCAGAUAAGCAGGGUGAUCACCAGCCCUGUCAUUUCUGGUGUUUUGGGCCCGUGACUUCCCCUUUGGAGCCUCGGUUUGCUCAUGGGUGAAUGGGGAUGGCCAGAGUUACUCUGCAGGCUGUCACAAGAACCGCGGAAAAGUGUGUAAAGGUCUGAGAAACCCACUGGUCCUCAGCUGUCGUCAUUACCUAAGGGGCUGCUGCUGAGGCCCAUCCACUGAUGGGGCUUCGGUGUUUUGUCUCCCCUCCCAGAGGUGGAUCCUCCCUAGCCAGGGGCCCUGCCCAGGGCGCUGAGCAGUGUUCGGAGGCAGAUACGGUUGAAUCAGAGGCACAUGGAGCCAGGAGCAGGGCCAGGGGCCAUCCGCCCCCAGUGUUGGCUCCUGUGAUUUUUGCUGUCAGGGAGCCGUGAGUGCCAGACAAGCAGGGGUCUGGGCACAAGACUUUGGAAAACCUGGUAGGAGGAACACUAUAAUGUGAGGAAAUCCUGCUGGCUGGGGUUUUAAAUUACAACUCACCCAUUUCCCUCUAGGACACUUUAUUGAAUGCCCUAAUCUUCUAAAUAUUCUUGGAAAACUUCCAGGCCAUCAUACAUUUUCACAUGUGUUCUUAUCAGAAACCACGCUUCUCAUUUUUAAGCAGUUUGCAAACCCCAUCCGCCUCCCCGCAGAUCAGCGUGUCACCCCGGUGCGCGGUCCCCCAAGCUGCAGGAGCAAAGUGGAGCUGACCACCUGAUGACCCUCUGCUCUGAGCUGCAGGAGAAGGAGGGGCUUGCCAAGUGCAGAGCAGCAUUCCCCAGGCCAGAGGGAAGGCUGCCUGGGAGGAGGCGGAGGGCGGCAGGCAGGGGAAGGCCAGGACAAUGGGGAACACCCGCCAGCUGGCGUGAGCGUGCCCAGCCGGGAGGGCUGAGGGAGGCCUUUCCCAGCAGAUAGGAGCACCGUGACGUGACCUCCCUUGGGCGGCUGGUCUUAUCCGACGGGACCAGGAGUCCGCUGAGUUCUCCCGGGUGCUGGGCCCGGAAGGGUGUGCGUGCCCAUUCCCAGCCUGCUGGGUGGGGGGCCAGGACAACGCUCUCUCGAGUGCAGCACGCUGCCCCUUCUGGAGCUGAGGGAGGCUGCUGGUUUCUGUUCAGUUCACCUCUUUGACUUGGAUGUUAUCAUUGGUCCCUGUUACGGGCUGGAUGUGUGUGUCCCCCCCAAACUCCUGCGUCAAAGCCCCAGCCUCAGUGUGGUGAUGUCUGGAGGUGAGGCCUUUGGAAGGUGACCAGGUUUAGAUGAGCUCAUGAGGCGAGUCCUCCUGGUGGGAUUAGAGGUCUUACAGGUGAGAAAGGUCCUGUGGUUUUAUAGCGAGAAGACAGCGGUCUAAAGCCAGGAAAAGGGGUCUCUCCAGGAACCCACUCUGCCAGCACCUUGGUAUCAGCCUUCCUGGCCUCCACAUCUGGGAGGAAUCCGCGGGUGUUAGUUCAGCCACCCAGCCUGGGUGACUGGUUACAGAGCCCAAGCUGACUGCCCCUUUCCUUCAUUGAACACACAUUUGCUCGGUGCCUGGGCAGGUGGUGGGGAUGCAGGAGUGAAGACAGGGCAAACCAUGGACGGGGGGGCAGGGGGAGCACUGAAGUGACCCCUGGUGGUGACAGAGCUUUGAAGGGCACCGUGUUAGAGGCCAAGCAGUGGGGAGAAGGCAGGAGGGGCUGCUGUAGCCCCUGGGGCUCACGGACGGUCUCCUUAGGGACCCUUGUCCUACGUGAAGAGUGGUGGCUGUGCCAUGAUCCAUGGUAGAAAAAAUCCAGGAAAGGGACAUGGUCUGGAAGCUGGAGAAGCCGGGGGAUCUGAGGCCCAGGGGUGCGCACCAGCACGCGCCAGGAUGGGUCCCUGAGCAGAGUGGUGUCCGCCUGUGCAAGGAAUCUAGAGUUUAACCUGAGUGCCACUGGGAGACCCAGACGAUUUCUGCAUGGGACAGACAUGAUCUGAUUUAUAUUUUUAAAAGCUCUCUUGGCUGCUGUGUGGGACUGAGGCGGGGGCAGGUGCCAGGAUGAGGUGGCGUGAUGGAGGAGGUGGAAAGUGGCCUGGAUGCGUCUCAUGAGAAGGACAGCUGACUUCCGUUUGAGAGGGCAGAGUUGCUGGGUGGAUGAUGGUAGGGCAAGGGUGCAAGCAGAACGGAUGAGACACAGGGUGCCCUGUGCACCUGUGUGGCUCGAGGUGUGGGGCUGAUGGCAGUCAGCAAUGUCCAGCUCAAACUGAAAACCCAGGGCAGGGAGAGGCCACGUGGUGGGAGGGGAAAGGGUUAUGUGCAGUUAGGAGAUGAACCCAGUGGGCGCUCAACACUCACAGGAGGACCAGCUUGUGAAGGAGGA